CCCUUCACCAGCAUCACCGGUGGCCUGGGAUCUCUCUUUCUUCCAUCCAUCUGAGGCUUCCGGCUUAUUGGCCUCACCUGUUACUUUAAGGACGAUUGCUUCGCUGCAUUCUACUUACGCCAGUCGUCCAACAACCUCGAGUGGGAUCUUUUCCGCCGAGCGCGUCGCGCCCUUUGCGCUCAUUGUCCUAUCGACUGCGGUUUUUCAUUGCGUUUACGACCCAUAUCCGCCAAGAUGGCCGACUACGAAGAUGCUUACGAGGAUGAGUACUACGACGAUAUGGACGAGGGCAUCACCUCGGAGGAUUGCUGGACGGUCAUUUCGUCUUUCUUCGACACCAAGGGUCUAGUGUCACAACAGCUGGACUCUUUCGAUGAAUUUAUCUCCUCGACAAUGCAGGAGCUGGUGGAGGAACAAGGCCAAGUAACACUCGACCAAACUCUCCCUCCCUCCGAAGAUGAAGUCGAUCCCGUGGUUGUCCGCCGAUACGAGCUGAAGUUUGGAACCGUCAUGCUCUCUCGACCGUCCGUGACUGAGGGUGAUGGUGCGACCACUAUCAUGUUGCCCCAGGAGGCUCGCCUGCGUAAUCUUACAUACGCUAGUCCCCUUUAUCUCGGUGUUACGAAGAAGAUUAUGGAAGGUCGUGAACGUCUGGUCGCGGACCGAGAUGAGGAUGAUAUGGGUGAAUCGAAUGAGGAUAGAAAAGCUCACGGGACUUACCUGCAGUGGGAGCAGAAGGAGCUGCCUGCUGACCAGGCGAAGGAGGAGACCGUUUUCAUUGGAAAGAUGCCAAUCAUGCUCAAGUCCAAGUACUGUAUCCUCAAGGAUUUGAGCGAGCAAGCUCUUUACAACUGGAACGAGUGCCCUUACGACUCUGGUGGUUAUUUCAUUAUCAACGGAAGUGAAAAGGUGUUGAUCGCCCAAGAGCGCAGUGCUGGAAACACGGUUCAAGUCUUCAAGAAGGCACCGCCUAGUCCCACGCCCUAUGUCGCGGAAAUUCGGAGUGCUGUCGAGAAGGGAUCACGACUUCUUUCUCAGUUGUCCCUGAAGCUGUUUGCCAAGGGUGACAGUGCCAAGGGUGGAUUUGGUCCUACAAUUCGGUCGACCUUGCCUUACGUGAAGACCGACAUCCCCAUCGUCGUCGUUUUCAGAGCCCUCGGUGUGGUUUCUGAUGAAGAUAUUCUGAACCACAUUUGCUACGACCGGAAUGACACACCGAUGUUGGAGAUGCUGAAGCCUUGUAUUGAGGAAGGUUUCGUUAUCCAGGACCGCGAGGUUGCGCUGGAUUUCAUUGCCAAGCGUGGUUCUUCUCAGUCUAGUAUGAACCACGAGCGUCGUGUCAGAUACGCACGCGAAAUCAUGCAAAAGGAGUUCCUUCCCCACAUUUCUCAGAGCGAAGGUAGUGAGACCCGGAAAGCCUUCUUCUUGGGUUACAUGGUGCACAGACUUCUGCAGUGUGCCUUGGGCCGUCGUGAUGUCGAUGAUCGUGAUCACUUCGGUAAGAAGCGUCUCGACUUGGCUGGUCCCCUUCUUGCAAACCUCUUCCGAGUUCUGUUCACUCGUGUCACCCGUGACCUUCAGCGGUACGUGCAAAGAUGCGUGGAGACGAACAGGGAGAUCUACUUGAACAUUGGUAUCAAGGCCAGCACCUUGACAGGAGGUCUGAAGUACGCUCUUGCUACGGGUAACUGGGGAGAGCAGAAGAAGGCAGCCAGCGCCAAGGCUGGUGUAUCUCAAGUGCUCAGUCGUUAUACCUACGCCUCUACGUUGUCCCACCUUCGUCGUACCAAUACACCAAUUGGUCGAGACGGUAAGAUCGCCAAACCUCGUCAGCUCCACAACACCCAUUGGGGUCUGGUUUGUCCAGCCGAAACCCCUGAAGGUCAGGCUUGUGGUCUGGUCAAGAACUUGGCGCUCAUGUGCUACAUCACUGUUGGUACGCCUAGUGAGCCCAUUAUUGAUUUCAUGAUUCAACGCAACAUGGAAGUCCUCGAAGAAUUCGAGCCCCAGGUGACGCCAAAUGCGACCAAGGUGUUUGUCAACGGUGUUUGGGUGGGUAUUCAUAGAGAUCCUGCACAUCUGGUGAACACCAUGCUCUCUCUCCGUCGCCGGAACAUGAUCUCGCACGAGGUCAGUUUGAUUCGUGAUAUUCGUGAGCGAGAGUUCAAGAUCUUCACCGAUGCUGGACGCGUGUGUCGGCCACUGUAUGUCGUCGACAAUGAUCCCAAGAGCGAGAACUGUGGUUCACUGGUGCUUAACAAGGAACACAUUCGCAAACUGGAGCAAGACAAGGACUUGCCCCCCGAUCUGGAUCCAGAAGACCGCAGGGAGCGCUACUUUGGUUGGGAUGGUUUGGUGAAGUCUGGUGUCGUUGAGUAUGUCGACGCCGAGGAGGAGGAGACAAUCAUGAUUGUGAUGACACCAGAGGACCUGGAGAUCUCGAAGCAACUUCAGGCCGGUUAUGCCCUUCCCGAGGAAGAGCUGCACGAUCCCAACAAGCGUGUGCGUUCUAUUCUGAGUCAAAAGGCACACACCUGGACACACUGCGAGAUUCACCCCAGUAUGAUCCUGGGUGUUUGCGCCAGUAUCAUUCCUUUCCCCGACCAUAACCAAUCUCCUCGUAACACCUACCAGUCUGCCAUGGGUAAACAAGCUAUGGGUGUGUUCCUGACGAACUUUGACCAGCGCAUGGAAACCAUGGCCAACAUUCUGUAUUACCCGCAGAAGCCUUUGGCGACAACACGGUCCAUGGAAUUCUUGCGGUUCCGUGAACUGCCUGCCGGCCAGAACGCCAUUGUUGCCAUUGCCUGUUAUUCCGGUUACAACCAGGAAGAUUCGGUUAUUAUGAACCAGAGCAGCAUUGACCGUGGUCUUUUCCGCAGUCUGUUCUACCGUACAUACACGGACAGCGAGAAGAUGGUCGGACUCACAGUUGUCGAGCGCUUCGAGAAGCCUAUGAGAUCGGAUACGAUCGGUAUGAGAAAGGGUACCUACGACAAGCUCGAUGAAGACGGUAUCAUUGCUCCUGGUGUCCGUGUAUCCGGUGAGGAUAUCAUCAUCGGUAAGACGGCACCUCUGGCACCCGAAGCAGAGGAGCUCGGUCAACGUACCAAGGCCCACACUAAGUUGGAUGUGUCGACUCCUCUCAGAAGUACGGAGAACGGUAUUGUGGACCAGGUCCUGGUGUCUACGAGCAACGAUGACCUGAAGUUCGUGAAGGUGCGCAUGAGGACGACCAAGAUUCCCCAGAUUGGAGACAAGUUCGCCUCUCGUCACGGACAAAAGGGUACCAUCGGUAUCACUUACCGUCAGGAAGAUAUGCCCUUCACUCGGGAGGGUGUGUGCCCCGACUUGAUCAUCAACCCUCACGCCAUUCCCUCUCGUAUGACAAUCGCGCACUUGAUCGAGUGUCAGCUCAGUAAAGUGUCAUCGUUGCGUGGAUUCGAGGGUGACGCGACGCCUUUCACCGACGUUACGGUCGACUCGAUCUCCCGUCUCCUGCGGGAGCACGGAUACCAGUCCCGUGGCUUUGAGGUGAUGUACAAUGGACACACUGGACGGAAGCUGGUUGCGCAGGUCUUCCUCGGACCGACGUACUACCAGCGUCUGCGCCACAUGGUCGACGAUAAGAUUCACGCCCGUGCGCGUGGACCGACUCAGAUCUUGACGCGGCAGCCGGUGGAAGGUCGUGCUCGUGACGGUGGUCUCCGUUUCGGAGAGAUGGAACGCGAUUGUAUGAUUGCGCACGGAGCCAGUGCAUUCCUGAAGGAGCGGUUGUUCGACGUGUCCGAUCCCUUCCGGGUGCACAUCUGCGACGACUGUGGCUUGAUGACCCCUGUUGCUAAACUGAAGAAGGGACUCUUCGAGUGUCGACUGUGUAACAACAAGCACCGAAUCUCCCAGGUGCAUAUCCCGUAUGCAGCCAAGCUUCUGUUCCAAGAGCUGGCCUCGAUGAACAUUGCCGCUCGCAUGUUUACCAACCGGUCUGGCGUGUCCGUGCGGUGAGGGGGAGGAAAGAAGACUAUCCGUGUACAUCAGAUUCUUCUCUUCUGUGGUAUCUCUUCCGUCUUCUGGUGUUUUCUAUGCCUUUUUUUUCCCCUUCUCCCUCUCCGUUUCCUUUUCCCCACUGUUUUCUUUCCUAAUAAUUCUCCACCCCCCAAAACGUGUGAUAUCAACCGAAGACCAGACCGAUUCGGCAUUUUCCGGCGUACAGAGGACCAGAGGUUUAUGAUUUUGAUUCGAGCUUCUAUAUAUUGUUAUUUAUUUUUUUGCCUCCCCUCUUUCCUUUUUUUUGCUGACCAUGGUUGGAGGAAUGGCUGGUGUAAGCAGCGAUGUACUUGGAUGAUGAUGAUUUGUCCCUACGGAAUCGAAUCGAAAUUGGAUCUAAAGAAGCAGACGAAGAA
This is a messenger RNA of Aspergillus neoniger CBS 115656, 4403 nucleotides long. Its product is annotated as DNA-directed RNA polymerase II core subunit RPB2. The transcript has 2 exons. Gene Ontology annotation, biological process: DNA-templated transcription. The coding region runs from base 235 to 4005 and encodes 1256 amino acids. NCBI's taxonomy places the organism in Eukaryota, Fungi, Ascomycota, Eurotiomycetes, Eurotiales, Aspergillaceae. Gene Ontology annotation, molecular function: DNA binding; ribonucleoside binding; DNA-directed RNA polymerase activity. Gene Ontology annotation, cellular component: RNA polymerase II, core complex. The record is from RefSeq and is a predicted model, not a curated record.